Molecule: messenger RNA, 465 nt
Organism: Eucalyptus grandis
Lineage: Eukaryota; Viridiplantae; Streptophyta; Magnoliopsida; Myrtales; Myrtaceae
Product: glutamic acid-rich protein-like
Exons: 2
Coding region: 1-465 (154 amino acids)
Source: RefSeq, a predicted model, not a curated record
AUGGCAGGACCUCCACCUCCUCGUCCUCGUAUGCACUACGGUGUUCCAGAACAUAUUUCAAAGUUUGAGACCAAUUUCCACGUCCACCCUCAUCCGGAAGGAUUGGUGUACGUAUUAGUUCAAUCGACCAUCUGGGUCAAUGUGGGGGAAGAAGACCAAAGGGCCCACAAGUAUCGGUCGUGGUACUGUGAUUACUUUGAUAGGCGCAGAGAAGGUCCUAUUCCGGAAGAGGAUGUGCCUUUUGACGUGAUGGAAAAGGCAUUUGGAGAGGGAACAGCCGAUCAAGUGGAUGGAUCGGAGGUGGAAGCACCGGAGGAGGAUGAAGACUGGGGAGCAGCUGAGGAGAUGCUUGAAGAUGAGCCGGCGUCUGAAGCCGAGGAUGAAGCUGAAGAAGAGAAUGAUCUAAGUGAAGAGGAGUCAGAGGAGGAUCAGGAAGAUCCAGAGUAUGACCCAGAUGAGGAUUGA